AUGCAAACUCAGCUUAGGUAUUUAAUACUAGAGAAGUCAUUCAGAAUUUAAUGCUUCUAAGACAGUGAUCAAGUGUAAAGCAAGAUAGACCAAAGCUAAUUGAUGGCAGUAGACACAAAAGGAUCAGCUUUGAUUUAUUAUGGUCUAGUUGAAAUGAUCACUUCAACACUUACUCUAGUAGUUAUUAUCUACUUUGUUUAUGUAAAGCUUGGAGCCAAGGCAACUUUGAAUGGGUUAAUUGUACUUAUUAUUGCAUUAUCAAUUAACAUAUUUAUACACAGAUCUAUUAAUAUUUUGUUUAGAAAGAAGAAAGAAAUGACUGAUAAAAGAGUUUCCUUAACGAAAGAUGUUGUAGAGGGAAUUAAAAGCAUUAAGUACUUGGGAUGGGAACAAGUAUUUUUAAAGAAAAUCGAAUAAGCUAGAGAAAAAGAAUUUAAUCUUACUAGAAAAAUCUAACUUUUGGAUUGUCUUGGCAAUAUUUUGUGGAUAAGCUUAGGCUAUAUUUUACUUUAUGUUUUUCUUAGUGCAUAUUCUGAUGAAGGCAAUGAUGUAUUGAAAUAAAAUAUAUUUACAGUCCUUGCUCUUUUUGCUUACAUCAAAUAACCUUUAGGAACUAUCCCUUAUGGUAUUAAUUUCUUUUUAAAGGCCAAAGUUCAAAUCAAUAGAAUUGAUUCAUUCCUUUAAUUAAAAGAAAUUUCUUAAAUUGGAUAUCAUAUCAGUCACAAAUUAAAUAGUCAAAAUGCAAUUACAAUAAUUAAUGCUUAGUUUUUUUGGCCAAGUAAUGAUAAAAGAUAAAAAAAACUAAAGUAAGAAUUGAAGUUUAAUGAAGAAACUUCGACUGAUUUAUUUGAGUAGGAAUAGGAAGGUUUAAAUCACAUAGAAAAGAGAUUCAGUGUAAAAGUUCCAGAUCUUUAAAUUAAACAAGGAUCAUUGAAUGUAAUAAUUGGAGAAAUAGGAUCAGGAAAAACUGCACUUUUACUCUCUAUAUUAAACGAGUUGGAUCAUUGCUAAUUGAGUGAAUUUUAAGAAGAGAACAAAAUUGAGAUAUAUGGAACUAUUGGAUAUGUAUCGUAAAAUCAUUGGCUUCAAAAUAAAACAAUACAAGAAAACAUAUUGUUUGGAGAAAAGUUUGAUUAAUAAUGGUACAAUUAAUGCAUAAAGGCCUGUGAAUUAGAUGAAGAUUUUAGGUAUUUUUCAGAAUCAGACUAAAAAAUUAUUGGACCUGUAGGUAGUAACCUUAGUGGUGGCUAAAGAUAAAGAAUUUCAUUGUGUAGAGCAGUUUACUAAAGAAAAGAUAUUUACCUAUUUGAUGAUAUCUUUAGUAGUUUGGAUGCAAAAAUUAGUUUGAGAGUCUAUGAAUAAGUUGUAAUACAUCUCCUUAACUAAGUUUUAGGUUCUACUAUUCUAAUUGUGUCUAGCCAUUACUAAUUCAUUGACUUAAACAGAUAGAACCUAAAUUUAAUUUAUGUAACCAAUGGCAACAUUAUUUAAAAUAAAUAAAUAAUUCAGCAAUAUCUCAAUGACUACUAAAUAUAAACAAAACAAGACAAUGAAGAGUAUAACUAAAAAUCAUAAAAACAAUUAGUCGAUUAAGAAGACUAAAACUUACCCAAUUAGAACUUAAAUAACAUAGAAAAAAUUAAUGAAAAAAAUGGAGAACCAAGUUAAAUAUAAUAAAAUAAACCAGUUUUGAGUAAGAAAAACGAAGAAGAAAGGGAGAAAGGAAACAUAAAUAGAAAAACAUUAAUCUCUUUCUUUAGAUCAAGGGGGUUUUUAUUUUCUCUGAUUCAUUUAUUUUUAAGCUUUUCAAUUCAAGCUAGUUAAAUGCUUACUGAUUUUUGGCUAAAAGACUAUACAAGGAGUAACAUCAGUUAGUCUUCAUUUCAAUAAUUCUUGAGUUAUCUCUUUGGAGGAUUUAAUGAAAUUUUUAAAGCCUUAACACUUAUAAAUUUCAUAAUAGCAUUCUUAUGUGGAUUUUUUCACUUUUUGAGCUCUAAUAAUAGCAGCUAGUACUUGUUUAAAAUACUCAACAAAUAAAUUAUCUUUAGUAAAAUGGUUUUUUUUGACAAAAAUCCUAUAGGAAGAAUUUUAAGCAGAGUGUCUUCAGACUAAAGUAAAAUAGAUGAUAUUCUUUAAACCCACUAUCAUAUAUUCUUAGAAAAGCUAGCCUAUCUAAUUGGAUACCCUAUAGGCAUGAUAAUAUAGUUUCCAUGGACUAUUCUUCAUUUUACUUUGAUUAUCCUUCUAGCUAUUUAAAUUUCUAAGAGAUACAGAGCCAGCAGUCGAGAACUUACAAGAUUGCAUUCUGUGAAUUAGGGACAAAUGCUAACAGUAAUAAGCGAAAAUUCUUCUGGAUUAAGUGUUAUAAGAUCUAUGAAUAAAGAAAGGAUAAUCAUGUAAGAGUUUAUCUAAAGUAUGGAAAAUAACAAUUAAUCUUAGAUUGUUUAAGAUGCUGUUUCUGUUUGGUUUGUGAUGAGGCUAUUCAUUCUCUCAAAUUCUUCAUUUUUAAUUAUUGUCAUUUCUAAUCUAUAUAUUGUAUUUACUGGAUAAGAAGUUACAGGUAAUACAGUAGCAUUAGGAUUGAUUUACUCAAUGCUAUUCUCGACUGUAUUUUCUGAUGUUAUGAAUUACUUUAAUUAUUUUGAAUAAGAUGUUAUAUCUGUUGAGAGAAUAAACUAAUAUUUAGAUAAUCCCUUAGAAGACUUGCAAAGUAGAAAUUCAAUUUCAAACGAUUAAUAAUUUAGGGUGGUUUUUGACGAGGAGAUUGUCAAAUAAAAAAGUGAUGAAGAUUUCGCGAUAUCUUUUAAAAAUGUUUACCUCUCAUAUUCUAAAAAUAACGAUAAUUUUGCAUUAAAAAACAUAUCUUUUGAUAUUAAGAGAGGAGAAAAGAUUGCUUUUUGCGGAAGGACAGGCUCAGGUAAGACAUCCAUUUUGAAUGCUUUAUUUAGGCUUUACGAAAUAAAUUCUGGUUAAAUUUACCUUAAUCAAAAAAAUUCAAACGAAAUGACUCUUCAAGAAUUGAGAGAGUAGCUUUCUAUCAUACCAUAAUAUGGCUUUCUAUUUAACUCUACGAUGUAGGAAAAUCUAGAUCCUUAAAUGAAAAAAGCCAAAGAAGAAAUGAUAAAAAUUUUUAAGAGAUUUGAAUGUUUAAAAGUUCUUGAGCAAAGCAACAGCAAGUAAACCACUAAACAGUAAAAUAAAUCUUUAAGUGAUAAGUAAACCGGAAUAAAAAAUUCGUAUUAAGAGCUUCAACAGAUAGAAAAAGAAUGUAGUAGUUAAAAAGAAAAUGAAAUUAAGUAGUAAUAAAAUGAUAGCUUAACAAACUAUGACGAUAAUUCUUAAUUCUUAGACAUGUUAAUUUAAGAAAGUGGUAAAAACCUUUCUAAUGGAGAAAAGCAGAUUAUUAAUUUUUUUAGAAUAAUUUUAAGAAAUAACUCUAUACUUUGCUUGGAUGAAGCUACAUCAAAUAUGGAUCCUAAAACAGAUAAAAUUCUUCAUGAAGAACUAUUUAAAUUUAGUGAAAAUAAAACCCUUAUUGUAAUCACCCACAGAUUAGAAAAUAUCGAAAUGUUUGACAGAGUUUAUGUUAUGGAUAAAGGAGAGAUAGUGGAAUAAGGUCAUGCCUCAGAAUUAAAAAAAAUACAAAAUGGUUUUUUCAAUAAGCUUUUAGAAAACAAAAUUUGA
This is a messenger RNA of Tetrahymena thermophila SB210, 3684 nucleotides long. Its product is annotated as ABC transporter C family protein. The transcript has 7 exons. Gene Ontology annotation, cellular component: membrane. The record is from RefSeq and is a predicted model, not a curated record. Gene Ontology annotation, molecular function: ATP binding; ABC-type transporter activity; ATP hydrolysis activity. Gene Ontology annotation, biological process: transmembrane transport. NCBI's taxonomy places the organism in Eukaryota, Ciliophora, Oligohymenophorea, Hymenostomatida, Tetrahymenidae.